GACGUGUCUCUCGGCGGAGGUGUUGCGUGCCGGAGCAGGUUCGGCCGCGGGCAGCGUCGCCUCUCUCGAGCCAAGCGGAGCUGAAGCGGCACCCGGAGCCCGAGCAGCCGCCGCCAUGGCGAUCAAGUUUCUGGAAGUCAUCAAGCCCUUCUGUGUCAUUCUGCCGGAAAUUCAGAAGCCGGAGAGGAAGAUUCAAUUUAAGGAGAAAGUGCUGUGGACCGCUAUCACCCUCUUUAUCUUCUUAGUGUGCUGCCAGAUCCCCCUGUUUGGUAUCAUGUCUUCAGAUUCAGCUGACCCUUUCUAUUGGAUAAGAGUGAUUCUAGCCUCUAACAGAGGCACAUUGAUGGAGCUGGGUAUCUCUCCCAUUGUCACCUCUGGCCUCAUCAUGCAGCUCUUGGCUGGUGCCAAAAUAAUUGAAGUUGGUGACACCCCAAAAGACCGAGCUCUCUUCAACGGAGCCCAAAAGCUGUUUGGCAUGAUCAUUACCAUUGGCCAAUCUAUCGUGUAUGUGAUGACGGGAAUGUACGGGGACCCUUCUGAAAUGGGUGCUGGAAUCUGCCUGUUAAUCACCAUUCAGCUCUUUGUUGCUGGCUUAAUUGUCCUACUUUUGGAUGAACUUCUGCAAAAAGGGUAUGGCCUGGGCUCUGGUAUCUCCCUCUUCAUUGCCACGAACAUCUGCGAGACCAUUGUGUGGAAGGCAUUCAGCCCCACUACUGUCAACACUGGCCGAGGAAUGGAAUUUGAAGGUGCCAUCAUUGCACUGUUCCAUCUACUGGCCACACGCACUGACAAGGUCCGAGCCCUUCGAGAGGCAUUCUACCGCCAGAAUCUCCCCAACCUCAUGAAUCUGAUCGCCACCAUCUUUGUCUUUGCAGUGGUCAUCUAUUUCCAGGGCUUCCGAGUGGACCUGCCCAUCAAGUCUGCCCGUUACCGAGGCCAGUACAACACCUACCCUAUCAAGCUCUUCUACACCUCCAACAUCCCCAUCAUCCUGCAGUCCGCCCUGGUGUCCAACUUGUACGUCAUUUCUCAGAUGUUGUCAGCCCGCUUCAGUGGCAACCUGCUGGUCAGCCUGCUGGGCACCUGGUCUGAUACGUCUUCCGGGGGUCCAGCACGUGCUUAUCCAGUUGGUGGCCUUUGCUAUUACCUGUCCCCUCCAGAAUCUUUUGGCUCCGUGUUAGAAGACCCUGUCCAUGCCGUUGUCUACAUAGUGUUCAUGCUGGGCUCAUGCGCAUUCUUCUCCAAAACGUGGAUUGAGGUCUCAGGCUCUUCUGCCAAAGAUGUUGCAAAGCAGCUGAAGGAGCAGCAGAUGGUGAUGAGGGGCCACCGAGAGACGUCCAUGGUCCAUGAACUCAAUCGGUACAUCCCCACUGCUGCAGCCUUUGGUGGGCUCUGCAUCGGGGCCCUCUCUGUGCUGGCUGACUUCCUGGGCGCCAUCGGGUCUGGAACCGGGAUCCUGCUCGCAGUCACGAUCAUCUACCAGUACUUUGAGAUCUUUGUAAAGGAGCAAAGUGAAGUUGGCAGCAUGGGGGCCCUUCUGUUCUGAGCCAUGUCUCCCCUGGACCAGGGAGGGGAGGCGUGCUCCGGAUUGCUGAGGCAGGGAAACAACAAAACCUCACUGUGGGAGCUUCGUCACAGCGAGUGCUGCUAUGGCAUAUGGACUUUGUUUAAUAAUGUUUUUUGAAUUUCAUAUUCUUUCAUUCCACUUUGUAAAGUCCUAGAAAUUUUCCAAUUUGAAAUUUUGUUUUUCAUUCUGGCAUUGGCAGAAUGAACUGUAGAAGUGAGGUUUCAUUCAGCUGACUGCCAGAGGUGGGGAUGGUAAAUGACUGUCCCCAAGCGUCCACAUAACUUUUGUUUUAACCUUUGCACCUUCUCAGUGCCAUCGGCAGCUGCAGUGGUGUUAGCUGUUCCCCCACGCAGGGAAUGUCUUGUUGGAGAGAAGCACAAACACGGUGAAUGGUCUGUGUUUCGUUGUGGCAGUGGGGUGUGAGGCUGGGAGCAGACCAUGUGUUUUCUGGUGGAUGUGGGCAACUCACUGGCCUGUCCCUUCCCAGUCAGAAUAUCUGGCUUAAAACUGUUGCUCUGGAAGACACAAUUGUUUCUUCUUUUAAAAUUAGUUUUUUAGGACAGAGCUUAUUCCAAAAGAGAAGGAUGAAUUCCCAGAAGACAUUCUUGGGCCAUCUGUUAAUUUUUCUGCAUGUGCCCAUUGGCUCUUCUUAUUGAUUGUUCUAGUUGGGCUCUGAGGCUGAAAAGAGCAGUCAGCCUGGCUCUGCUGUCUCUGUCUUUAGUCAGCUGUGUCUUAUGAUCGAGUGAGGCCAGGAUGCACCAGCUGUGCAGACUUGCACUUGGCUGAGCUGGGCAGACAUGUGGAGGACACCUGAGGCGACAUCUGUCUGCCCAGUUCUUCAGUCGGUCGUCGCCGGACCUGCCUCCCCAUGGUUCAUUCCCUCCUCCUCUCGCCCUAGUGAGGGAGGCAUGUGGCCAGCACUCAGAGGUGGAAAGACAGCGAUUGGUGUGCACAAGCCACUGCUACCUUCUAGGCUGAAAACUCCCCACUUGUAUUUUUAGAACUUUUUUAUUGUGCUUAGGACCAAAUGCAAGUCAAGUCA
This is a messenger RNA of Diceros bicornis minor, 2609 nucleotides long. It is a transcript of the gene SEC61A1, whose product is annotated as SEC61 translocon subunit alpha 1. The record is from RefSeq and is a predicted model, not a curated record. Gene Ontology annotation, molecular function: ribosome binding; signal sequence receptor activity; transmembrane protein transporter activity. The coding region runs from base 116 to 1546 and encodes 476 amino acids. The transcript has 12 exons. Gene Ontology annotation, biological process: SRP-dependent cotranslational protein targeting to membrane, translocation; post-translational protein targeting to membrane, translocation. NCBI's taxonomy places the organism in Eukaryota, Metazoa, Chordata, Mammalia, Perissodactyla, Rhinocerotidae. Gene Ontology annotation, cellular component: Sec61 translocon complex; membrane.